AUGAAUUAUCGACUAAUUAGUGUUAUAGUAAUAAUUAGUUGUUCUCUAUUCAAAGUAUUAGGCUUCUUUGGAGUUUAUUUACUCCUUUCAUGUAUUAUUGUUGCAAUUUUAACAGUUUUAUCAGUAAUUUUAAGUAUUUCGCCAAAGAAUGAUGAAAAAAUCAUAACUUCUAUCAAACAUCCUUUAGAUCAGCUAGUGACUAAACAGUUGGGAUUAAACUUUGACAUUAAUAAUCAAACAAGAUCUGGAAAUGAGAGCUUAGAAAAUCUAAACAAAGGGUCAAGAAACAGAUUCCACAACUUAUCAGGCCAUAAAAAAAUAGAUGAGAUUAUUCACAAUAUCUUAGAUAACAUUUUUCGUGAUUUCGUUGAGUCGUGGUACAAGCAACUUUCUAAUGACAAAGAUUUCCCUUCUGGAAGUCGAAAAGCUGUUGAAAAGGCUAUCGAAAGUCUCACAACUAGAUUGAGACAAGCUCCUCUUUUAACAACAUUGACUACAAAAAUGGUAGAUGAUGUAGCAGCCCAUAUCAAGUGUUUUAACCACGCACAGCGAACCUUAAGUGAGACAAAGAAAGCGCCUGUCAUUCCAACAAGCAGAUUCAAUUCUCCUUUCCAUCGUCGUAAUAAAAGUGACACUGAUGUAGCUAACUCUCGUAACUGGAAAUUAGGAAAUGCUUUAAUACAAAAGAAAGUUGCAAACUCAACAUUUUACUCAGUGCAAACAGAUGAAAAAUUAAUGGAUCCCGAUAGUCAGCUCUUAGAGUUAUUUUUCAGUAACUCAAACAACAAUUUUAAAGAAGAAUCUUUAAAUGACGAAGCUUUGGAAAAACAUUUGAUUGCUGUAAUUGAAACUGCUCUGUAUUUUACGCUUCAACCAGAAGAUUUUAAAUGUGACAUUACUCGAUCAUUUCUCUCGACAAUACUCGCUUGUGUCGUUGGAAAGGCUGUGACAAACACAUUAUCAGAUCCUGAUUUUCUUAACUUUCAAAUUGCGCAUUUAUUCAUCAAUGAUCCGCCAUCAUCAGAGUUUCUCAUCAGAAUGAUUCGACAAUGUAGCGAUUUAUCCGAGCUCAGAGCAGUGCGACAUAUGAUAACAAGAGAGAUGGAUGUGAAACAUCGCGAUCCAAAGUAUGUUGGUGAACUUGCAUCGUUGAAAUAUACUCAAAAAAUCAUUGACUUAAGAAUCAGCAGCUUACAAAAUCAAAACAUUGACUCAAGUGGAAAGAAAGUUUUUGAAAACGAGAAAUUCACAUCGAAACUUCCACUGUUGACUUUAGAUGAGAUUCUUUCGAAAGAUUUAGCAUUAAGUUAUUAUCUUGAUUAUCUUUCAAUCAUGAAUCUUCAAAAAUAUGUAAUUUUCUAUUGUCUGGCACAAGAUUGGAAGGCUACAGCUGCUGAUAAACUUUCUGAAACAAUCGACGUGAAAGAGAAGCAAACUUUGUAUAAACUUUUUCGCGAUAAAGCUUUCAAUCUUUAUACAGAAUAUUUAUUGCCAACAUCUUCAAAUUAUUUAAAUGUUGAUCAAGGAUUGAUCGAAGUUUUGCAUAUUAAAAUCAAAGAUACUUUCAUUCAACCGGAUCCAUUAUGGUUCGAAUCGAUUUGUAAGUUUGUUUACGAGAAGUUGAAGAACGAACAUGUUUUUCUUCAGAAUUUUUAUGAAUCACCGGCAUAUAAGAAACUUCUUUUGGAGCUUGAAGAGACCGAGUGUGAGCCUUCAAUUGAUUUAACACUCUCGGAAAAUAAAGAAACAAAAAGUGACACAAGUUCGGGUGAUUUUGUAAUUGACGAUGAGAUGGAUUUUCUGGAUCCAACCGAUGAAGUUACUUUCAAUUUAAGCCCAUCACGACAUCAACGAUCACAUAGUGACACAGGAAUUUUACUCGCUCGCCAAUCAACAAACAUCGUCGCACCAAGAUUAACAGCAAAAAUUAUCAACACAGCAAUUAACAGCAGUGGAAAUUUUGCUGUUUACGCUAUCAACGUGAAUAUGAUUGAAAAGGAUUCAAACGGUGUUGAGCAUCAAAAAAGUUGGCAUAUUUACCGAAGAUACUCGAAAUUCUUAGAAAUGAAGAAGCUUUUGUUACGGAAAUUUCCUAAACUUCAAACAGCUCAAUUGCCUUUUCCAAAGAAGCAAACAUUCCAUAACACAAAUCGAAGUUUAAUUGAACGAAGAAUGGUGAUUCUCAACGAAUUUCUUAAAGUGAUUUGUCAGAAAGCAGACACUGAUGAUGCUAUGCAUUAUGUGAUAUUAGACUUCCUUGAGCCUGAUCAAGAUGAUCGUGAAAUUCACGGAACGAAAGUGACAAAACAUAUUGUGAAUCCACUGAAAUCAGGAAUGAGAACAAUUCGUAACAUGCCUGACAGUUUUAUUGGUGGAUUAUCGAGAAUAUUUCUUAGUAAAAAUAUCGAAAAGUUUGCACUUGCUGAUGAUGAGAUUGAUACUCAAAGUUCUUCAGAAUUUCCUGCUUUGAUUUCUUUUGUGAAUCUUCUCGAUGUCGUCUUUGAUCUUGAUGGUCGAUCUCAAUGGCUGAAAAAAGGAAUUCAAAGUUUUAUCGCUGCUCCUUUCAUCAGUCAAUCUAUUAAUAAAAGGAUUCUUGAUAUUGCACAGAAAUACAUUUUGGAUGUUGAAAAAGUUGAAGAUGUUUUGUGUGGAAUUUUAAACAACGUUUGGCCAAAUGGGAUCAGACAAGAUCCCUUGCAGAGAGAAGAUACAACCAAACUUAGGACAAGAAUGGCAGCGAAGGUGGCAUUAUUUGCGUUUUUAUCAGAUGAUCUGAAACAUUUCCUAGGAAGUGAAACAACAAGAAUUGGACUGACGAACUUUUUCGAAAUGCUACAAAAUCAAACCUUAAACCGACGUCUUAUUCUUGUUCUUAUGCACCGACUGUGUACAACAAUAUUUCCUACUACCAGCAUGACAAAACAUGUUAUUAAAUAAGAAGAAAGUUUCUUCAUUUAUGUUCAUAUUUGAAAUAUUUAAAAGAAACUUUGAAAUUUUAUCUGUUCACGAAUUCGUAAAAUUUUAGAAAAAAUUUAUAAAAAUAAAUCGAAAUUAUAUUCUUUAAUGUA
Molecule: messenger RNA, 3068 nt
Organism: Clunio marinus
Lineage: Eukaryota; Metazoa; Arthropoda; Insecta; Diptera; Chironomidae
Source: the annotation of a GenBank genome assembly